AUGGCCAACCGACAAAAACCGCGGUUCGCCGCUCCUCUGCCCCAAUCCCCUCGGUCCGACGUGCUCGAGUGGAAAUUCCCCAACCCGCACAGCCACCUCGUCCUCACAGGCCGAUCUCGAGCCGCCUGGCACACAUCCUUUAUCAUUCCCUCGCUCAAUCUUCUGCUAGAUGCCGGCCUCGUCGUCAACAACCAGCGUCCCAAGCACAUCUUCUUGACGCACGGCCACAGCGAUCACACGCUGUUGGCGCCGGCAUUCGUGAAGCGCGAUGAUCCGCCGGAUAUUUUCUGUCCCAUCGAGAUGAGGACUGCGUUUGACAAUUUCGUCCUUGCCAAGACGAUACUCAAUCUCGGAGGUGAAAUCGGGCCUGAAGACGCAGAUAUCCGGGGGCUUCCCAUCGACGACAAAAUAGUUGCAAGGAGCGAGGAAUUGGGCCGGACUCCCUCUUCUACGGCUUUUCUCAACACGCACUUCACUCACGGGUUAUCUCCCGGCGAUGUUGUGCCUCUCCGCCGCGCUCAGGGCAUCACGGCCACGGCUUUUCGCUGUGACCAUCAAGUUCCCUGCCUGGGCUACGUCUUUAGCAAAACUACGCAGCGUCUGAAACCCGAAUUCGCCUCUUUGCCGGGUUCUGAGCUUCAAGCACUGCGUAAGAGCGGCACCGAGCUCACGGCUCCUCAUACCACGCCUAUAUUUGCCUUCUUAGGCGAUACGACAGCACAGACGUUGGCUGCAGAACCAUCAUGGUUAAAAGAGGGAAUUCCCGUCGUCAUCACAGAGUGCAGUUUUCUCUAUGAAGAGCACGAAGCACAAGGCAUAAAGACAAAACACACGUUAUGGCGGGAUCUAGAAAAAGUCAUAAGAAAGUGGCCGGAGACGACCUUUGUCCUGACGCACUUCAGCAUGCGGUACAAUGACGCCGAAAUCGCGAAAUUCUUCAACGAAAUGCCUGAACCGCCAGAAAACAUGGUCGUGUGGGCAGAUUUGGAAUGCUGA
Molecule: messenger RNA, 996 nt
Organism: Trichoderma aggressivum f. europaeum
Lineage: Eukaryota; Fungi; Ascomycota; Sordariomycetes; Hypocreales; Hypocreaceae
Exons: 1
Coding region: 1-996 (331 amino acids)
Source: RefSeq, a predicted model, not a curated record